Molecule: messenger RNA, 910 nt
Organism: Jaculus jaculus (lesser Egyptian jerboa)
Lineage: Eukaryota; Metazoa; Chordata; Mammalia; Rodentia; Dipodidae
Gene: Rps6
Product: ribosomal protein S6
Exons: 6
Coding region: 122-871 (249 amino acids)
Biological process (GO): translation
Cellular component (GO): ribosome
Molecular function (GO): structural constituent of ribosome
Source: RefSeq, a predicted model, not a curated record
GUACUUCCGGCAUCUCGAGCGCUCUCUGGUCUCGCGAGAGUUGGAAGCGCUAUGUGACCUGGGUUAAGCGGAAGUCGGGCCUCUUUUUCGUGGCGCCUCUUAGGCAGGCAGCUGCCCCAAGAUGAAGCUGAAUAUCUCCUUCCCAGCCACUGGCUGCCAGAAACUCAUUGAAGUGGACGAUGAGCGCAAGCUCCGUACCUUCUAUGAGAAGCGGAUGGCCACCGAAGUUGCUGCUGAUGCUCUCGGCGAAGAGUGGAAGGGUUAUGUGGUCCGGAUCAGCGGUGGGAAUGACAAACAAGGUUUCCCCAUGAAGCAAGGUGUCUUGACCCAUGGAAGAGUGCGUCUGCUGUUGAGUAAGGGGCAUUCCUGUUACAGGCCAAGGAGAACUGGAGAGAGAAAGCGCAAAUCUGUUCGAGGAUGCAUUGUGGACGCCAAUCUAAGUGUUCUCAACUUGGUUAUUGUAAAGAAAGGAGAGAAGGAUAUUCCUGGACUAACAGAUACUACUGUACCUCGUCGGCUGGGACCCAAAAGAGCUAGCAGAAUCCGUAAACUUUUCAAUCUCUCUAAAGAAGAUGACGUCCGUCAAUAUGUUGUUAGAAAGCCCCUAAACAAAGAAGGUAAGAAGCCCAGGACCAAAGCACCCAAGAUCCAGCGUCUUGUAACCCCACGUGUCUUGCAACACAAACGUAGACGUAUCGCUCUGAAGAAACAACGCACCAAGAAGAACAAGGAGGAGGCUGCAGAAUAUGCUAAGCUUCUGGCCAAGAGGAUGAAGGAAGCCAAAGAAAAACGCCAGGAACAGAUUGCCAAGAGACGCAGGCUGUCCUCACUGAGAGCUUCCACUUCCAAGUCUGAAUCUAGUCAAAAAUAAGAAUCGUGAAGAGUGACAAAUAAAUGAUCAGACUUUGAA